CCAAUUUUCACAACAAAGAACAAAGAGUUUCCCGAACUAAAAGUUCCUCUCACACCAAACCUAACCCACCCAAUCAUACAUUUGUCAAAAUUGUCACUCCAAAGGAAAAAAAAAAAUUCGCAAUCUGAGAUGCUUCAGUUCACCUGCACGGCGGUUCCAGCUAUGCCAAUGACGGCAUCACCUCCCAAUCUACUUAAACGGCCGGUGAUGUUCCCUCCUUAUUCGUCAAGGCGAUCCCUUAAUUUACCUCUCCGGAGCUCAAAAACCAUCAAACCCCUCGCAAUUCUCGAUCUCAAUGGCGGCAAAGGAAUGAGCGGGUUCCACGAAAUGGAGCUCAAAGUUCGUGAUUACGAAUUGGAUCAGUUUGGUGUUGUCAACAAUGCUGUCUACGCUAACUACUGCCAACACGCCCGACACGAGUUUCUGGAGAGUAUCGGUAUCAACUGUGAUGAAGUUGCACGUUCUGGCCAAGCCUUAGCGCUUUCUGAGUUGGCUAUUAAGUUCCUUGCUCCUUUACGCAGCGGAGACAGGUUUGUGGUGAAAGCGAGGGUGUCGGGGUUAUCUGCUGCGCGUAUUUACUUUGAGCAUUUCAUCUUCAAACUUCCAAAUCUAGAGCCUGUAUUAGAGGCAACAGGUGUAGCUGUGUGGCUUGACAACAAUUACCGUCCUGUUCGUAUCCCUCCUCACAUCCGCUCUAAAUUUGUUCUGUUCCAACGGCAAGAAGACGCUGUCUGAUUUCUGCCACCCCCACAUUCUCAUCAUGAUCUUACUGUAUUCCAAUGAGCCCAGUUAAUGUUAUUGAAUGUGCCCCUAAUCCUAUAUAUGAAAAUAUAAAUGUAUAUUUCCUGAGCUGCAUACUUGGAUGUGAAAGAAAAAAAAUAUGCAACC
This is a messenger RNA of Raphanus sativus (radish), 888 nucleotides long. RefSeq names its product acyl-acyl carrier protein thioesterase ATL3, chloroplastic-like. NCBI's taxonomy places the organism in Eukaryota, Viridiplantae, Streptophyta, Magnoliopsida, Brassicales, Brassicaceae. The record is from RefSeq and is a predicted model, not a curated record. The transcript has 5 exons. Gene Ontology annotation, cellular component: chloroplast. Gene Ontology annotation, molecular function: fatty acyl-[ACP] hydrolase activity. Bases 130 to 735 code for a protein of 201 amino acids.